AUGUAUGACUACAUCAAUGCUGAAGAUACCGAGCUGUGGGAUGUGAUCCUUGAUGGGCCAUAUAUUCCCACCAAAGAUGUAGUGGAUGGAGAACUCACCAAGGUGAUUCCCAAAACCAGAAGGGAAUACAAUGAAGCUGACAGGAAAAAGAUAGAAAAGAACUAUAAAGCAAAAAAGUUGCUAGUAUGUGGGAUUGGUCCAGAUGAGUACAACAAAAUCUCUACGUGUGAGACGACUAAAGAAAUAUGGGACUGUCUCAAAACAACUCAUGAAGGAAUGACACAAGUAAAUGAGUCUAAGGUAGAUAUUCUAACCACUCAAUAUGAGAAUUUCAGUAUGAAGAAAGGUGAAACCAUCAACGAGAUGCGUAGAAGGGUGCUUCCCAAGUCAUGGAAGAGCAAAGUGAAUUCUAUCACUGAAGCAAGAAAUUUGAAGGUACUCACUAUGGAUGAUUUGAUUGGAAACCUUCAAACCUACGAGCUGAACAGGCAACAGGGGUCAACCGUGAAGGAAGGAAAGAAGGAGAAAUCAGUGGCUUUGAGGACGUCUCUGAAUGAUGGGUCAGAAGAGGAAGAUGAGAUGACAUACCUCACUAGAAGGUUCAAGAAGAUAAUCAAGAAUCAUGGAGGGUUCCAAAAGAAAUGGGCCUGGUCAUUUCAUGAGGGACUGUCAAAGCCAGAAGCAGAAACUCAGGACUUCAAACUUCAUAGAAGGUACCAAGUCCCAGACCAUGCUAGAAGAAAGGCUCACGCUGAUCAAGUAGUGAAGAAAUCCUUUGCAGUCUAUGGAAAUGGUUCCAGUGAAUCCGAGGAAGAAGAAGAUAAUCAUGAAAAUGUCUCAAUGAUGGCCGUCAAAGAUGACGAAACUGUGUUCAACUCCAUUGUCUCACUGAUGGAAAAAUCAAACGAUGAAGAGAAUCAAUAUGAGGUAACCCUUUUUUAUCUCAAAAGUGAUCUAGAUACUUUAUCCAUUAAAAGAUUAAGAAAACUUGUUACAGUGCUAAUUGACUCAGUAGAUGAAUUAACCACUGAGAAUAUGAUAAUAAGUGAAAAACUGAGUCUGUGUGAGGAUGAAAGCGCAACCCCUAACUCUCAAAUGUCUGCAAUGAGUGUUAGGAUAAAUAUUAUAGAAACUAAGAAUAUGCUGCCUAAUGAGGAACAUGGUACCUCUGAGGGUGGAAAAAGAAAACUCAGUAGCUUUGAGGUCGAAUUAGAAGAAAAGUUAAAGGCACCUGAGUUUAAAUCAGUUGUUUCAGUUGAAAAGAAUUCUCAACUAAUGAAGGACCUUAGUAAGAUCAAAGAAGAGCUGAACCAUUCCUUGAAAUGGAUUGAUUUGUCUAAGAUCCUUUCAAACUUAGCUAAUCAGAAGUUCAACAACCAAAAUGGCUUAGAAGAGAGGAAGCAGUCAGUUCUGGUACAUGGACAGUGGAUGCUCAAGGCAUAUGACUGGAGACACUCAAAACUUCUCUCUUUGGAAGCACACCAGGGCAGUGGUAUGUCGUUUGGUGAUGAGAAAAAGGGUUUCAUUCUCGGAAUUGGGAAAAUAGGAAGAUCAACAGAACAUUCCAUAGACAAUGUUCAUUAUGUGAAUGGUUUGAAAUACAAUCUGUUAAGUGUAUCUCAAAUCUGCGAUAAGGGAAAUGAAGUUAAAUUCUUGUCUGACAGGUGCCUAGUUACUAACUAUGUAACUAACAAAGUUGUUAUGUCUGCCAAAAGAGUAAAAAAUAUGGAUGUUGCAGAUCUUGACUUAAUAGAAGGGGAAAAUCUCACAUGUCUUAGCACUCAGACUGACAAUGCAAAUCUAUGGCAUAGACUAUUGGGACAUGUGAGCUCAUCCUUGUUGAACAAGCAUGUUGCAGGGGACCUGGUCCGCGGACUGCUUAAGCUGAAGUUUUCUGACAACAUCAGAAUUCAAAGCAGAGGAGGCAAGAAGUACAUUCUGGUAAUUGUUGAUGAUUUCUCAAGGUUCACCUGGAACAUGUUUUUGUGGACCAAAGACGAGACAACUGGAUUACUGGUCACUUUUGCCAAAGCUAUUCAACUGAAGAUCAACUGCAAGAUUGCAAGCAUUAUAUCAGACCACUGUACAGAGUUUGAAAAUACUCAAAUUGAAGGCUUUUGUGCUGAAAAUGGAAUUCAUCACAACUUCUCUGCACCAAGAACGCCUAAAAAAAUGGGGUUGUGGAGAGGAAGAACAGGACCUUGGUGGAUUUUGCUAGAACCAUGUUGA
This is a messenger RNA of Solanum verrucosum, 2229 nucleotides long. RefSeq lists its product as uncharacterized. The record is from RefSeq and is a predicted model, not a curated record. Lineage: Eukaryota; Viridiplantae; Streptophyta; Magnoliopsida; Solanales; Solanaceae. Gene Ontology annotation, molecular function: nucleic acid binding. The transcript is spliced from 5 exons. Gene Ontology annotation, biological process: DNA integration. Bases 1 to 2229 code for a protein of 742 amino acids.